Nerophis ophidion (straightnose pipefish) is the source of this 2071-nucleotide messenger RNA. It is a transcript of the gene tgoln2, whose product is annotated as trans-golgi network protein 2. The coding region runs from base 118 to 1002 and encodes 294 amino acids. NCBI's taxonomy places the organism in Eukaryota, Metazoa, Chordata, Actinopteri, Syngnathiformes, Syngnathidae. The transcript has 4 exons. The record is from RefSeq and is a predicted model, not a curated record.
CGGUGCGGAGUGCGCACACGGAAGCAAAACCAAGCUGUGACGCUGUCAAAUCUGCUCACUCCUUUUUCUGGUGACAACAAAAAAGCAGCGCUUUUAUUUAUUUCCUGUGCGACCACCAUGAGGUCUGUUUUCUUCUUUAUGCUGGUGUAUUUCUACUUGGUCAUAGGGACAACUUCAGACCAACCUCCCAUUUUAAAUACAAAUGUGCCAGGUCAAACAAACACCCAAAAUGACAAACUGAGUGAGCCCAAUGAAGUGCUUACUGCUACCACAUCUCAAGAUAAGACUACUGGGAAAGAUACUUCUAGGAUGCCGCAGACACAGAAAAAAGCACAUGCAGAAGUUGUAAACUCCCAAAACAACAAAGCUAAGAAUAAAGACCUGGGAGAUGGGAAGACGGGAACAGCUGACAAUAACAACAUAUCAGGGGCUACAGACCGCAAAGGAGAACACCCUGAAGAGGAAGGUGUGAAAAAAAAAGAUGAAACAGGAGCCAAGCCUGCCAAUGACAUGUCCGAAAAAGACCUCAGCAAGGAGACCAAAGCAGAUCUUGCAGAGGGCGUAACAAAUGUUGAACACAUCAAGCCGGGGAGUUCAGAACCUGGGCCUGCCUCAGAUAUAAAACCCGAAAAAGGCACCGCAAAGGAGGCACAACCAGAAGGCGAGGUCCCAAAACCUGCAGACAGACUUCCAAACAAGGAGAAUUCAGACAAGGAUUCUGCCGAAGAGUCACAAUCUGAAAAAAAAACUGACAUUGAGGUAAAACCAGGAGAUGAAGCCAAGAAUGUAGAAAUAGAGAACCACCACUAUGAUGUAAGUGAUGUGGCAGAAAGCAGCCAUUUCUUCGCAUACCUGGUUUCUACAGUAGUGCUGGUGGCAGUGCUUUACAUCGCUUACCACAACAAACGCAAGAUAAUUGCUUUUGCUUUGGAGGGAAAGCAAUCAAGAUCUGCUCGUCGUCCAAAAUCCACAGAAUACCAAAAACUGGAACAGCAUUUGUAACCAGAUGUUGUUUUCUUGACGCUGAAUACACUGUAGGGUGGAAUCAGAAGAUGAUGAGCGGAUUUGAUCAUUAUAACUGACAUAAAUUUUGGCCCGUGUUGACGUUGUUCUACUCUGUAGAUGGAUGCUUAUUGCAUGACUAUGCAGAUCAUACUGUUGCCUUCUUGUCAGAAUGAGUACAAUACAGUGAAAGCAAAGUGUUCAUGCUCUUUGCACCCCUUUCUUUAUUCCACUUUCUAAUAAUAUAACUGCAAAGACUCAGGAAAAUUUGGUAGCAGAUGAAAAUUUUAGCUGUUUUUCCGUGUUAUGUCUUGCUUUGUUUGUACAGCUAUGACUGCACUGUGAACCAAAAUAUGCCAUUGUGACUCCUUUAUAAUCAAAUUCUGAGAUUUUUUUUUUAAUGCUUUAUAAAUUCUUAAAAGCUGCCUGCCAACAUGUAAGGACAGUUUGCAUGUGUUUGCAGUUUGCAUUUUGUUCUUAUAAAACAUUUUUCCAAAACUUUUUGAAUGCGGUGAUUAGAUUUGCUUUUAUAACGAGAAGUGAAUUGGAAGGUUUACUGUAAAACAGUGUAUGGCUCAAAGACUGGAACCCUGGUAGCCUACAGAACCCAGGUACUAAUAACGCAUGUCAAUGUUUUGUUGAAUCUAGAUAUCUUGAGACUUACAAAUUUUGAGUUUUCUAAAAUGUAUGUUGUUGAUGUACGGCACUUUCCCUGUUCUGUAGGAAAAAAAUGUAUACACUGGCAUUGAAAGCAGGAAACUAUGCUAGUUCCUGAACUAUUUAACAUGUUCCUGUGUUGGAUGUGGCGUAACCACUCCCAGGUGUCACAGUUAAUGUCACUUUUUUUGCAGCGCUAUCUGUAAACCGUCACCGUGUUUACUCUUGAUGUUAUCUGAAGUCUUUGUGAUGGCAACCUCAUUCUUAUGGAUUUUUACCAAUUUGCUGCUUUUUGUCAAACUGACCAACAUAUGCAUUUAUUGACAGGUGAUCUGCACUUUUGAAGAAAAUGUAUAAAAGCUUGAAGUCGAAGAUAAAUAAAAUAUUUGUACUAGAGUAGAUUUUUAUCAGA